AUGAGGUUAGACCCUCUUAAUGGUAAUAUAGAAAGGGAAUCAACUGGUUAAAUGAUUACAGUUACUAAUAAUUAUUAUUAUGUAUCCGUUGCUGAAAUCAAAAUGAAAGAAAAAGAGUAACUUGAUUAAUAAAUGAACUCCAAUAAUCUUUUGACAACAACGGCUCCUAACAAUAGUAAGAAAAGUAUUGAUGAUGAGUAGUUAGAUAAGUUGUAGUUUUUGGAUUCUGCAGAAAAUUUGAUCGAUAAUUAAUUUACAUUCUUUCUAAAAGAUCAAUCAAAUAUUAAUAUACUUAAUCAAAAUUAGGUCAAAGAGAUGAAUUUAAAUGAGAAAAAAAACAUUUUCAAAAAAUUUAGCAUGUAAAUACCACAAAAUACACCCAAUUUUCUUUAAAAAAAACCCGUAUUAGGAAAUUUCUAUGUAACAAUCAUACAUAAAUUAAAACAUUGUUCAAGAUUCAUUUAUAAUAACAAAGCAAAUUAAUUAAAUCUGUCGAUCAUUAUCAAACUUUUUUGGGAUGAGGAAUUUAUGGAAAAUGAUGUUUUGAAAUAAUUUGUUUAGGAUAGCUAAAUUCAUAUUGAUUAUGAGUUGAAGUUUAAUCAUUCUUCAUCUCAUUUAAUUAAUUAUAAAAGCUAAAUAUUAAAGAUAUCAAAUAAAUAGUUUAUUUACAAAGGAUAUUAAAGGAUAAUCUCCCACAUGGAAUCGGAAUCAAAUAUCUUAGAUUAAAAAAACUGGAAAUUAAUAGUUUGA
This is a messenger RNA of Paramecium tetraurelia, 750 nucleotides long. RefSeq lists its product as uncharacterized. The record is from RefSeq and is a predicted model, not a curated record. The transcript has a single exon. NCBI's taxonomy places the organism in Eukaryota, Ciliophora, Oligohymenophorea, Peniculida, Parameciidae.